GAACGCUUACUUGCGCGCGGCUUAACAACUGCUGUUAAAGAUCAAUUUUCCGGUGGGAAAUAGUAAACACAUCGCGGCAAAUCAUUUCCACAGAAAUUCCUAUAUAAGUCUGUAUGAGGAUCGCACCGUUCCAUUACUGUGUUUAUAUCUAAGGUUAUUACUUCUGUUUCCAGAGAUGCUUAGGGACUCUACUUACCAGGCAACCUGUUCUAUAUGCAUAGAAUGAAUGGCUUAAUUCCACAACCAACUACUAUCGCUAUAGACUCAGAACUAUUGGCCUGUGCUUAUCGUAAAGGGAAUAAAAUGAUGCAAGAGAAAAAUUCAGCAGAGUUUAACCUGAAGACCAGAUAUUUAUAUAUAAUGGAAGUCUACUUUCUGUGAACAUUCACCAACACGAUGUACUGCGGGGCUAAAGUGUUAACUCUGAUCUCGUUUGUCCUGGGCGCCAUCUCUAUCGGGACCCUGUCUCUGUCAGUGGCCACCGACUCCUGGCUCUUCACCGAGGAAGAAAUGGAGUGUGAGGUUGACAACAUCACUGUGAUGGUUCCGGUCCAGGUCAGGUCCGGUCUGUUUCGGUUCUGUACCAUUUACUCCGAAAUGAACUCCGAUGACCACUGUGUCACAAUGAGUAUCGACCUGAAUGAAGAGAGACUGGAGGAACGACUGACGUCCACCGCCAUCAUGCGUGCUAACAGAGUGUCCACGGUGUUCCCCAUUGUCUCUCUCAUCCUCCUCGUGAUCGCCACCUCCCUUAGCGUCAUCGGAAACAUCAAAAAUGACGUCAAGACGCUCGUAUCGUCUGGUAUCCACAUCCUAUCAGGGCUCAUGUUAGCCGUUGGCAUCAUUCUGUACAUCUCUGCUAUUAACGAUGAGGUUGGACAUCGACCGAAGCCUUCGGAGGCGGACGAAGACACAAAGAAGUUCGAUUACGAGUACGGCUGGUCGUUCUUCUUUGCCGGGACUUCUUUUCUUCUCAUUAUGACCACAGCUGUCAUUCUGGUGUCACUCUAUCUACAACGAAACUCAAAAAGAGAAGAUCUUGUCAAGAUUAUCCCCGGUCUGGGUGACAUAGUCGAAUCUGACGUCAAUGAUGACGUCUUUGCUAGUAACAAUCCAACCAUCAUUCUGUGAAACAAUAAUAUGGGUUUCUUUUCAGUGUUAAGGAUAUUUUGUAUGACCAAAAUGUUCUACUUUGUUAUACUGUGAUAACUUCAUGUGUUGUGGAGUUGGUCCUUGUGCUAACUACUGCUGUUAUUAGCUCAAUUUUUCAAGUAACAUUUUUUAGCUGCUUGGUAAAAUAUUGCUCAUUCUUUUUUAUGCUUCAUGUAGCAAUAUAUCGAAAUAGCAUGGUUUGAAUCAACCCCGUAAUAGAUAUACUAUUAGAACUUUUUUACAGUUUGACUAUCUUUGUAUGCUUGUUUGAAUGUACAGAUGAUACAACACUAAUAUCCCAUCCAAUUCUUAAAGCAUUCUACUAUUGAUAAAUGCACUUUAUACGUUGUAACAAAAAAAUUAUGUCUUCUUUCUUUAACCACAAAUUGUUGACUUAAAUAUGGAUGCACCUUUGACCAUACAUAGAUCACGUGAUAUACGAACAAAAGUUCCAGCCAACAGUGAACCAUCAAUUCAUUCCCUGUCAUAAUGUGAAACAUCAACAAGUUGUGAUUUAUGUACAGUGGUAAUUUAUAUAAUUGCUUAUAAUUGCAUUGUACAACAUAUAACUAUAAAGAAUUUUUACUACAUAGGAGCUUUAUUAUUUUUUUAAAUUUUUUUUAUUGCAUUCCAUUGUACAUAUUUGUAAUAGAGGUAAUUCUUGGUCAAAAUUACAAGUACCAGUCUUUCU
Messenger RNA from Magallana angulata, 1843 nucleotides. RefSeq names its product voltage-dependent calcium channel gamma-5 subunit-like. Gene Ontology annotation, biological process: positive regulation of synaptic transmission, glutamatergic; neurotransmitter receptor transport, postsynaptic endosome to lysosome; transmission of nerve impulse. The transcript is spliced from 4 exons. Bases 397 to 1131 code for a protein of 244 amino acids. Gene Ontology annotation, molecular function: channel regulator activity; voltage-gated calcium channel activity. Gene Ontology annotation, cellular component: AMPA glutamate receptor complex; postsynaptic density membrane. The record is from RefSeq and is a predicted model, not a curated record. Lineage: Eukaryota; Metazoa; Mollusca; Bivalvia; Ostreida; Ostreidae.